Molecule: messenger RNA, 2620 nt
Organism: Zonotrichia leucophrys gambelii
Lineage: Eukaryota; Metazoa; Chordata; Aves; Passeriformes; Passerellidae
Product: tetraspanin-7-like
Exons: 2
Coding region: 164-880 (238 amino acids)
Cellular component (GO): plasma membrane
Source: RefSeq, a predicted model, not a curated record
CCGGGCCGCACCGACCGACGGCUGCUCGGGGAGCUGGCGGGGCCGCACCUCGGACAGCGCCGAGGCGCCCGUGCUCCGCAGAGCCCGGCGGCACCGACGGCCGCGGGAGGCCCUCGCCGUGACCGCCACCGCGCUCCCCACGACACCGGGGCCCGAGGGCACCAUGACCCUGCUCAAGCUGUCCCUCAUGGCCUUCAGCUUCGUCUUCUGGGCAGCGGGGCUGACCAUGCUCAUCAUCGGCCUCUGGGCCAAGGUGUCUCUGGGCAGUUACUUGGCGCUGUCGGCCAGCGGCUACCCCAGCGCCCCCACCAUCCUCUUGGCCACUGGCAUCGCUGUCAUCAUCUGGGGCUUCCUGGGAUGCUUCGGCGCCGCUACGGAGCACCGGGGACUCCUGCGCGCCUACAGCGCCUUCCUGGCGGCCGUGCUGGCGGCCGGGCUGGCGGCCGGGCUCUCGGCGCUGCUGUACCGCCAGACCCUGGCGCAGGGCUUCCAGGAGGGGCUGCGCCGGGCGCUGCUGGCCUACGGGGAGGACGACGGCGUUGCGGACGCCCUGGACGCGCUGCAGCGCGCCUUGUCCUGCUGCGGCGUGGAGAGCUACCGCGACUGGCUGCGCUCGCCGUGGGCGCUGGAACAGAACGGCUCGGUGCCCCUCAGCUGCUGCCGGGCCCGCCGCGGCUGCCAGCGCCGCCCGCCCGACGCGCGCUGGCUGCACCGCGACGGCUGCUUCGGCAGGGUGUCCGCCUUCGUCGGCAGCAACCUGUACUGUGUCGCCACCGCUGCCCUGGGGCUGGCACUGCUGCAGCUCGUCGGCAUCGUGCUGGCCUGCCUGCUGGCUGCCCGCGUCCCUGCCCACCUGCUGGGCAUCGCCACCCCUCGCUGAGUCCCCCCACUCCUGCCCCUAGUCCCCUCCUGCCCUCUUCUUUCCCUCAUAACUGAGUACAUCCCACUGGGAAUAUCCUUUCUUCAGAUUCAGCAUUUCCACUUGAGCAUCGUCCUCCAGGCUCCAUUCCUCUGGAGCCUGUGUUAGGUGUGCUAUGAGCAUCUCAAGUCCUUCAGGGGGGAAGGUGCUGGGAAGGUGCGUGCUGGCCUGGCCAUGUGUCCUGCAGGGCAGCAGGUCCCCGCUGGAGCCUCUGGACAACUUCUGCAGGGAGUGGUGGCAGCAUGGACAGACAUCACUCUCUGAGGCAGCAGGGACAUCUGAGGCAAAGCUGGCCGGUUUUCCAGGUGAUUGUAAACAGCAAGGCACCUAAACGUGGACCAGGAAAGAGUAGAGGGUCUGGGAGAGCAAGAGAGGUGUCUCUUGACAUUACACUAUGUGAGUAUUCUUCUGAGACUGGAAAAUGAUGUUAUUGGAAAGCUGCUGGAGUUCUCGAGGGGCAGGCCUGGUCCAGGGGACAGCCAUGCCAGCAGCUGGCACUGGGAGCUGCUUGAGGGACUGUCCAGCACAGUGCAUCCCAUUGCCGCAGAUACCCUCCUUCCUUCGGUGUGAGUGAAUUCAAGCUGUCCAGCUGCUACGGGUGCUUUUCUCGCUGAUGCUUUUCCAAUGCCGAUUUCCGUCUAAAGGUGGAGCUGCAGCUCUAAGCGUUACUCCCUCCAGAAUAUGCCUGUCCUCGUAGCCAGUGUGUGGCUGGUUAUAGAUAUCUUUGCAGGGCUGAAAAGACCUAAAACCUUGGUCCCUGUCAUAGAGGACGAUGGCAAAGGCUGUACAAUCAGAUCUGAUGAGGGAUGGCAAGAGGAGGCAAGGGUUCACUGCCCUUCAGAAGUUUGCUUUGGACUUUUACUGUUAACAUCAGGAUGAAUGGAUCAGGCUGACUGUUUUAUAGAAGGGUUUCUAGAAAACAGCCCUCAGACUGUAACAUUUUUCCUCUCUCAAAGGAUCUGUCUCUGAAGUGUGCCCCCGCCUACAUUUUUGAAGCCAGACCUGUAUACAACCUGAGUGUAAAUGGAGAAUCCCCAAGACUUGCUGUGUAGCCCUGGGUGUAUUCAGCACAAAAACAUGCCCACCUUAACCAGCAAACAGGGGAGGAAUGAUUUCAGAAAAGGAUCAAAGAACCACAAAGGACGCCCAGAACAUGGCAUCUCUUAGGAAUGUGGCUUGCAAAGCUGUGGAGGAUGAUCAAAUGAGUAAAGAAGAUGACUGGUAGCUUCAUGGGAGGAGUGGAGCAACUUUGGGGUAAAAGCAUUUUUUCAUGUAUUAGGCAGCUGUUUAGCUAUGAUAAUCAUGUUCCAGGGUAACAGUGUAGUGUGAACAGUCUUUGCAGUCAUUUGGGUAUUCAUCUGCAUGGGUGGACCCUGGAAAAGUGUUAGGAAUCUCUACAGGCAAAACUGUGCUUUAAUUUUGAGGGCUGAUGUUUAUUACUUUACAAAAUGUAAUUUUAAUUUUUGCUUGUAAAUGUCUGUGUAUAUUUUUUGAAUUAUGCAAUAGUGGAAUUCCUGUUAUUUUCUGGAAGUCAAGAUGAUGUUGUACAAUUUUAACAAUGGGCAAAAAGUAUAGUUCAUAUGGUAAAUGUUACUUGAGAAAUAAAGUUUAGCAGCUGCUGAGAGCAAAACAGGUCACUGUGUCAACUCAGAGUAUUUGCAUUGCUGAAUGUCUACACAAGGUGCAACUAAAUGCAAGUGA